This is a messenger RNA of Candoia aspera, 1545 nucleotides long. RefSeq names its product activating transcription factor 5 (gene ATF5). Lineage: Eukaryota; Metazoa; Chordata; Lepidosauria; Squamata; Candoiidae. Gene Ontology annotation, molecular function: RNA polymerase II transcription regulatory region sequence-specific DNA binding; DNA-binding transcription activator activity, RNA polymerase II-specific. The transcript has 3 exons. Gene Ontology annotation, biological process: regulation of transcription by RNA polymerase II. Gene Ontology annotation, cellular component: nucleus. The record is from RefSeq and is a predicted model, not a curated record. The coding region runs from base 258 to 1082 and encodes 274 amino acids.
CCCGCUAUGACUCAUUCUGUUUUUGACACAAGCACAGGAUUUGGGUUAGAGCGCCGGCGAGGCACGCGAGAGUGAGGACAUGGCUUUCUAGGGCUGCGCGGAUCCCGAAGCAAAACAAGCGCGUGUUGCACGCUGCAACAGAACCAGCAAGAUGGAGUCCCCUUUUGCCGCUGCCACCAUCCUUGCCUGCAGGAGCAGAGCCAUACCUUGCCUGCUACGUACAAAUCCUGCAUUGGUCCUGAGUAAUCAUCAAUACAAUGUCUCUGCUGGCAGCACUGACCCUGGACCUGGACCUGACCAUGAUCCCAGCUAGCACCAUGUCCUGCAGGCCGGAGCUGCUCAAGCACCGGCUGCUGCAUGCCGGUCACAGUGAGCCGCUACCCGGACCUGUGGAUCAGGGCUUUGCCCUCAGCAUGGAGCGCCCACUGUUAACAGGCGAUGGCUUCUCAGACUGGAUGACGGAACGCACAGACCUGGCCACGCUCCUGAGUGUGUCAGGGGAGUCCUCGCCACUCUCACUGCCCUCCCCUCCUGCUCCGGACCUGGAGGCCAUGGCCUCACUGCUCAAAAAAGAAUUGGAGCAGAUGGAGGAUUACUUCUUGGAGGAAUCUCUCUCACCUGAUCAGGUAGCACCCAGCACCCCUCCCUCUGACGGGAGCUUUCACUUUCCGUUUGGUGAUGGCUUCCAUUCCCUGGACCACCACCACAGUACACCUGUACCCUUGCAAACCUUGGAUUCAAGCUGCUUAGAAUUGUUGGAGCUCUAUGGUGGAGAAACACCUGCUGAGCUCCCCCUGCAGGGCAGUGAAAUGUGUGUCUCAGUUCAACAGCCCCUUGCCUUGAUGCCUAAAGGGGAUCGGCGGCAGAAGAAGCGAGAUCAGAACAAGACAGCAGCCUUGCGGUACCGUCAGCGUAAACGAGCUGAACACGAAGCACUGGGGGAUGAGUGCCAGGCCUUGGAGGCACGCAAUCGUGAGCUGCGAGAGAAAGCAGAAUCUAUAGAGAGAGAGAUCCAGUACGUCAAGGACCUGCUCAUUGAAGUAUACAAGGCACGCAGUCAGCGCCUGCGUACAACCCCCUAGAGGCAGGGAGUUCUCUCUCUCUGCUCAUGAAAGAAAAGGUUCAUGAGGGAACAGUGCAUGUAGACAAGAACUGAACAAGCAUGGAAUUAAGUUUGGGAAAUAUUGGCAAUUAGUAGGCUGUGUUACCCUUUGGAGGUUAGGACCUAGUCAGUGAGUUAUGCAAGACAGAUACAGAGUUGUAGAGCUAAGGAACGAUGCAGGAGAGAGGGAGAAGGAGAAGUGAAUACUGUCUGAAAGAAUCUGGUGCUGCUGAGGUAGGAAGAAGCCAAGAUUAGCGAGUUCUGGCCAUUGCCAGGAUUAUCAGGGAAGGCUGUAUUAAGGUGGUAUCCUUUUUCCCCUCUGCCCCCCAACCUAGACAACAGUCUUGAAGCUGUGUAAUAGCAUUUUUGUAUGUACACUUCCUAGAAUUUCUUAAGCUACCUGUACCUAACUAUGCACUAAUAAACACUUAUUUUAAACACUU